Messenger RNA from Hippopotamus amphibius kiboko, 1632 nucleotides. It is a transcript of the gene MICA, whose product is annotated as MHC class I polypeptide-related sequence A. Lineage: Eukaryota; Metazoa; Chordata; Mammalia; Artiodactyla; Hippopotamidae. Bases 9 to 1184 code for a protein of 391 amino acids. Gene Ontology annotation, molecular function: peptide antigen binding; signaling receptor binding. Gene Ontology annotation, cellular component: external side of plasma membrane. The transcript has 6 exons. The record is from RefSeq and is a predicted model, not a curated record. Gene Ontology annotation, biological process: positive regulation of T cell mediated cytotoxicity; antigen processing and presentation of endogenous peptide antigen via MHC class Ib; immune response.
CUCUGGCCAUGGGGCUGCUCCUUUUCCUGCCCUUUCUAGCCCGCGCUGCCCUUUCUGGGCUCCCGGGUACCGCCGCUGGAUCACACAAUCUUCAUUACAAUGUCACGGUGCUGUCCUGUGAUGGAUCUGUGCAGUCCAGCUUUUUCGCUGGGGGAUACUUGGAUGGUCAGGCCUUCCUGCACUAUGACCUUGAGAAACACAGGGCAGAGCCCUGGGGACUGUGGGCCAAAGAGCUGGGACCUGAGAUGUGGGACACAGAGUCCAAGGACUUGACAGAGACCUGGAAGGACCUCAGAAAGCUUCUAGCAGAAAUCCUGGCCCUGCAGGAGGAGAAAGGAGGCUUGCAUUCCCUGCAGGAGAUCAUGGGCUGUGAGAUCCGAGAAGACAACCGUGCCAGGGGCUUCAGGCGUCUCUCCUACGAUGGGGCGCUCCUCCUUUCCUGUCACCUGGAGACCCCUGGAUGUGCAGUGCCCCAGUCCUUGCCUCGGACCUUGGCCAUGGAAGUGGAGAAGUCCUGGGACACAGAUGAUCAAAGCAAGUAUUACCAGGGCCACGUGCAGGGAGAGCUUUGUGGAAGACUGCGGGGCUAUUUGGAAUCCUGGACGGGCUUCAUGGAGAGAACAGGGCCGCCGGUCGUGAACGUGACCCGCAGCCAGGGCUCGGAGGGCACAGUCAACCUGACCUGCUGGGCUCUCGGCUUCUUUCCCCCGAAUAUCUCAGUGGCCUGGUUCUGGGAUGAGGAACCCAUGAGCCUGGACGCCCAGCAGUCAGGGGAUGUCCUGCCUGAUGGGAACGGGACCUACCGGACCUGGGUGACCAUAAGGGUUCCCCAAGGAGAGGAGCAGCGGGUCAAGUGCCACGUGGAGCACAGCGGGAAUCACAGUGCACACCCUGCCCCCGCUGGAAAGACCCUGGUGCAUCAGAGUCAGUGGCAGACCAUCGUGUAUGUUGCUCUUGGGAUUGUUUGUGUUAUCGCGCUUUCUGUCCUUUGGUGCAUGAGUGGAAGAAGAAGAUGGCAUCAGCUGUGGGGAGCCCAGAGCCCCAGGCUACCAGACCUGGAUCGAUGCCAGAUGGCGGCCACUGACCGUGAUGUCCUCACACAGCCGGGACUUCUGUCCUUGUUGUCAGACCCUGAGUCUGUCAGUGCAACUGGGGAGCUCGGAAUCUGCAGCCAGGAGGCCUGAAUUCAGCUCCCUGUUCUCGUCUUAUUAGCACUUUCUCUUUUGUGUGUGUUCAAUGACUAAUUUUAUUACUGUAAAAUAUUUUUAUUUUUUAUUUUUUUAUUAUUAUUAUGAUGUAUAGUUGAUUUACAAUAUAGCACUUUUCUCUCAUGAUACCUCAGUGACUUCAUCUAUGAAAUAAGACAAAUAGUGUUUAUUUCCAGGUGUGGUUGGGACGAUUAAAAGCGUUAAUAUAUUUGAGAGGGUUGCAGGUGCCCCACACUAGUUACUAACUUUAUUUUUGUUUUUUUAUAUUACACUAGAAAACAUGAAUAAUAAUUAAAUGAUUACAAAUAAGCUUUAUCUGUAAGUUUCCUCAUUGUGGCUUCUCCUGAGAUGCCUAGUAGCAGAUUUCUGGAAACUCAAGGUUCCCUUUACCCCCUGUCACAGAUAUUGUGCUGCAUUUUAAUAU